Messenger RNA from Cucurbitaria berberidis CBS 394.84, 4907 nucleotides. RefSeq lists its product as uncharacterized. NCBI's taxonomy places the organism in Eukaryota, Fungi, Ascomycota, Dothideomycetes, Pleosporales, Cucurbitariaceae. Gene Ontology annotation, cellular component: transcription factor TFIID complex. The record is from RefSeq and is a predicted model, not a curated record. Gene Ontology annotation, biological process: transcription initiation at RNA polymerase II promoter. The transcript has 2 exons. Bases 79 to 4506 code for a protein of 1475 amino acids. Gene Ontology annotation, molecular function: transcription cis-regulatory region binding; chromatin binding; RNA polymerase II general transcription initiation factor activity.
CUGCCAACCGACAAGCACAACCAUCGACCACGAUUCUCAACGACCGAAGCUUUGGGAGCAAGUUCGCUUGCGUCGCCCAUGAUGGCGCCCCUCGAGAUGGCCUCCGCGCUGGAUGACUCCUCGACGGGCGACUCGUUCACUCUGCUGAAGCAGCAGGUUGAGCUCGACAUCAGCUUUUCUCCGCGCCGAGUCAAAGGAAGGACCACGCUCGAUAUCCAGCCCGAUAAACCGCAUUUGCGAGAAGUCGUACUGAACUGUCGGCAGCUCAAGCCAACGGGCAUCAAGGUCGAAGGAGAGAAGGCGGCCUUUAGCUACUCGAACCUCCACCAACGCCUGACGCUAUAUCCCGGCACCGGCCUCGAGCAGUAUCACUUUGCGAAGGAGCGGAUAGCGCGACAUGUGGUGGACAGGGAGGAUGAGCUUGUCAUUAUCAUCCCCACCAAAAUCAAGAUUCGGGAAGUGAAGCCAUCAGAGGCUGGCAUGGCCGACGAUGCUCAGGGCACUUUUUAUGCGCCGCUGAAGCUGGAGAUUGAAUACGAGCUGGAUGACUUCCGGGACGCGCUACAUUUCGCCGGGGUCGAAGACGGAGAUCCACGCUUCCCCCACGCCUACACCCGCAACUCACCCUUUCCCGGCGCCUCGUCGUGCCUGUUUCCGUGCAUAGAUGAUGGUGAAACCAGGUGCCUUUUCGAGGUCUCCAUUCGCUACCCACGGACCCUUGGAGAUGCGCUCUGCAAAGCUCCACCAACGGGCGCAAGUGGGCAACCGCUGACGAACGGGGUUGAGAAAGCUGACAGCGUAAUGCUCGAUGCGGAUGAUGACCACGUGGACCUGUCUGAAGAGGAGAAGGCCAUGGAGAUGUCAGUCAUCUGCUCUGGUACACUGACGGACGAUAUUUCAGAUCCAGCCGAUGCUUCUCGAAAGACGGCAAGCUUCAGUUGCGACACCCUAGUCCUUCCCCAGCAUAUCGGUUUCGUCAUUGGGCCCUUCGAACACGUCGAUCUUUCCGAAUACCGCGACCUUGCCGACGAUGAGCGCCUGGGAGAAAACGCAAUCAAGGUCCAUGCUUUCUGUCUGCCAGGCAAGGAAGAUGAGGUGCGAAACAGCGCCAUGAUGCUAGCUAGGGCUCUUGAUAGCUUCACUGAGCGUUUUCAGAGCUAUGCAUUUGGGAAUUCAUACAAACUCGCAUUCGUGGACGACCUAGAAUGCGAUACGACGCACACGGCCUCUUUCUCAAUCUGUAGCUCUCGACUACUUUUCCCGGAAACUGUUUGGGAGCCGAUGGAGCACACUACAAGAGUCUUGGUGCAUGCUGUAGCCAGCCAAUGGAUAGGCGUAGAUGUUGUCGCGCACAAUCCGGAAGACUACUGGAUAGUUGUUGGAGGCUCCUGGUUCAUGGCAGAACUCUACCUCCGCGAGCUCUUCGGCCGGAACGACUGGCGCUUUCGGCAAAAGCUCAUGGUUGACAAAGUCAUCCAAAUGGACCGGAAACGGCCGUCUCUGCUGCAACUCGGAGAAUAUCUGCAGUUGGACCCUAGCGAACAGGAAUUCAUGGAGCUCAAGUCGCUGAUGGUUCUCUCAGUUCUUCAUAACCGACUGGUCAAGCAGAGCGGGAAGAACGGCGUCGAUAGGUGCCUCUACCGUAUGCUGUUCAAUGCUCGUCAAGGAAAGUACUCCAAUGGCGCUAUUGCCACAGAUGACUUCCUGGACAUAUGUGAAAAAGUUGGCCACCAGAAACUCGAAUCAUUCUUCAAUCAGUGGGUCGUAGGCUCUGGAUGUCCCACGUUCGAAUGUUUCCCUUCCUUCAACAAGAAGAAGCAGGUUGUACAACUCCAGAUUCGACAGACUCAGGCCGACUCAACAGUUACCACAAUCGAGCCGCCUCUUGCCGCGGAAGAUUUUAUGCGAGAAGCAAAAGAGAAGGCACACGACUAUCGUCCACCGAAAGAGUCUUCAACCUUUGUGGGCCCAAUGACCAUUCGGAUACACGAAGCAGAUGGAACACCGUACGAGCACAUUGUUGACAUUAACUCGUCCAACGUCAAGGUUGAGAUACCCUACAAUACAAAGUACAAGCGGCUGAAGAGAAACCGUUUGAAUAAGGAGCGCAUGGCCGCAGCCGCCGGGCUUGACACCUCAGGCGAGACGCAAGAGGAUGUCACCUUCUACAUGUUGGGUGAUCUCUUCACAACACCAGAAGAGCACAACGAGUGGCGGCUCGAUGACUGGCCCGCUGAGGAUGAAGCCAAACAAGAGCAAGAAGCAUACGAGUGGAUCAGAGUCGAUGCAGAUUUUGAGUGGUUAUGCAAAGUCAACAUCAACGACAUGCCAUCGUACAUGUAUGUCUCGCAGCUGCAACAAGAUAAGGAUGUAGUUGCACAGGCCGAGUCUAUACAGUUUCUUGCCAACAAGGAGGGCCACAAGCUCAUCUCCACUUUCCUUGUCAAGACUUUAAUGGACGGUCGAUACUUCCACGGCAUACGAACCAUGGCUGCCGAAGUUAUGGCGCAAAGCGCGCUGAAGCGAACGGAAUGGGUUGGCCUUUUCCAUUUGAAGAAAGCUUUUCGCGAGCUGUUUUGCUUACCCGGAUCACCGAUGACACGCUCGAACGACUUUUCUGAUCGAAGCUUGUAUCUCAUUCAGUGUGCCAUCCCUAAAGCUAUUGCCAAGAUCAAAGGCGAGGACGGCAAAGCUCCUAUGGAGGCCAAACGCUUCCUUCUCGAUGUCGUGCGAUACAAUGACAACCGCGGAAAUGAUUACAGCGAUGAUCACUACAUUUCGACGUUGAUGCGGUGCCUGGCGGAGUGUCUUACCAGUGCUAAAAGUAGCACAAAUUUCGAUCUUAAUCAUCAAGAGUGGGCCGAGGAACAAGAGUUCACUGAUAAGGCGAUCGGAGAGCUCACACGCCACCAGCGCCUCGAUGAGUGGAUUCCUACAUAUCAAAACAUCUACACUACCACCGCCCUCGAUUGUGCGAUGAAGCUGACUAUCAAUCGAGUGACACCUUUCAGACCUACGGAGUUUCUGCAAUAUGCCCAACUCGGUAACGCGGACAACGUGCGCCUAAACGCGUGGGAAUGUCUUAUUCGCUUGGGAUUGUUCCGCAAAGACACUGUAUUGAGGUUCUUCAUUCACGAGAUCCGGUCUGAUCCCUCGCCUUACUUCAGAAAACAACUGCUCCGCAUCUUUGGCAUUGCCGUCGGACAGGUUGCUACUGGCGACGUUUACGCACCCGAGAAGCCAGCGGAUACUUCUGCCGAUUCUCUUGUUGUCGAGAACGAAGUCGACAGUUCCGAUCGCGCAUCGGCCCUUGCCCGCCAGAACUUGUCAGGUGCUCUUAGGGGCCUGAAGAGCGAUUUGCAGAACAACCAGACACUCCGACUGGCACUGGAAGAAGCCUUGAACUCAACAACCUUGUCCACGAGCAACAUGUCUGAGCUUCUAGACUUCUGUGACAUGGUGUUUGAUAACCAGAGGCGGAACAUGCUUCCAGUCAAACUACGCCUCCCGCGCUACUGGAAAGUGGAGCAUCUCGGAAAGGCAGAGAUGCGCUUUUGGCAGACUGACAAAGUCCGGUAUAGGCCGACGCGGCCACUGGUCGCAGAAGCUCUGGCUCAAAGACCUAGGGAAGCACCUGCUCAACAGCCACAGCCACUGCCCGUACCGUUGCCUAGGUUGUCUCUUAAGAUUAGUGCAAACAAGUCAAAGCCUACUGCAGCAUCUCCGCCUCCGCCGGUCGAACCAGCUCUGGUAAAGUCUAGGGCACAGUCUAUAGUCUUUUCACCGACGAUUCAUCAUUCUCCAUCUCCUGCACCGCUGUCGACAAGGGCCUCACCUGCCCCUCCGCCUGUCGCUGCUAUGACAGAAUCUCGAGCGUCGACCCCAGAUAUUCCGCUUAUGCCACCGAAGAAGGCAGCGACUCCAGCACCAGUCGUACAGACCCCCGUGCCACGCCCGACAGUCCCUCCUCCGGCACCUACGACUGCACCUACGACUGCACCGGCGCGACCAAAACCGGCACCAAUCAACGUGCCAGCGUCUAUUGCAACACCUCCGAUGAUCCCGUCUCCCAUCCCUCUUCCUGCGCCAAAACUCAAGAUCAGGACCAAGACGGCCAGUGGUUCGGCCGCCCCGUCCCCGCGGCCGAGCGCUGCCCCCUCGCCACGACCGAGUGUGCCUCCUCCUUCGCGACCUGCUGCUCCUCCGACUUCUACCUCGAAAGAAAAGAAGUCCAGGAAGAGCAAGGUUGUCAAGCUACGCCUUGCACCUGAACUGCUGGCUAAGUUUGCUAACGAGGGCAGUAGGAAGCGGAAGUUGCAGAACGGAGAUGACAAGCGGCCGUUCAAGAGGCAGAGUACAGAGCCCAAUGGGCUGCUGAAUGGUUCAGGUGCGGCGGGUGGGAAGAGCGGAAAGAGUGGGUUGGUGAAGGUGGAGAAGUAUGGUGGCGACAAGCCGCGACUGCUGGUGAAGAUGCGUGUCGGGAGGGGAGCGUUGCCCAAGGAGUGAGCACAUUAUCCGACCACAUGCACUUUUCCCUUCUAUGGCGGCCUUUUUUUCUUUCUCCCAGCGCACUCACGGCGUUCGUUGAAGCGACGAAAAAUGAUGAAAAUCCCAAAGAGUAUGAGAGUUUGGAACAUGGCGGAGUACGCAUGGAUAUUACGGAGUAUAAUAGUUCUUCUUUUUUGUUUCCCACUCGAAAGACGGUAUAAAGUGGGCAAAACCUCUCUGUUCGUUUAUAGCAUUUUCCAGCGACGGCGUUUUCCAUGGCGUGGGAAACUUGGGUGGAUAUUAUACCCCUUUUCUCUUUAAGCUUUUAUUAGGCUUUUAGAAGAAAUCCGAAAACUCAGUAGUCUGUAUUAAAUGAGAAGCAUUAGUUAUCAUCGCACAAUGUAGUGGGCUGGCUGUCU